AUUUUUCACUUCGUAUUCUUUGCUAUCAGAACUCUGCAAGUUUUUUUUUUUGGCAAGGCCUCUCCAAAUUCUAAAAAACUCGAAGAUCACUUUCUUCGCUCGCAAUUCUAAGAGCAUUCUUUCUUGCGUUUCUUUCUAUAAGUCAUAAAUCUUUUUUUUUCAUCCCAUGUCAGCCGCCGCAGAAAAUGCAACUCCUCUUGCAAGCACAACAAACAUGGAGGCAGAUCCAUCAUCUCCCUUUUAUCUGCAUCAUUCCGAUGGUCCAGGCACUACACUUGUGACACAACUAAUGAUAGGGAACAAUUAUCCCACAUGGAGCCGUGCAAUUACUAUGGCUUUUGAAGCAAAAAACAAACUUGGAUUUGUUGAUGGAACAAUUCCAGAACCAAGCGCUACAUCAGCAACAUAUACUAUCUGGAAACGUUGCAAUAGCAUGGUUCUUUCGUGGCUUCUAAAUGCUGUCACCAAGGAGAUAGCCAAUAGUGUAGUCUUUAUGAAGACAGCUCGAGCAGUUUGGCUUGAUUUGAAGGAACGGUACUCACAACAUAAUGCCCCACGUGUUUUCGAAAUUCAAAGGUCCAUUAUGAAUCAUAUGCAGAGAAAUGAUUCAGUCACAACAUAUCACACCACGUUGAAGAGUUUAUGGGAUGAGUUGUCUAUCUACAACACUUAUCCUAUGUGCACUUGUGGGACUAUGUCUGCAAUCAUUCAACUGGAAGAACAGGGGCGUCUAAUGCAAUUUCUCAUGGGACUUAAUGAAUCUUACAGCAACUUGAGGAGCCAAAUCCUGGUAAUGAGUCCUUUACCUACUGUUACAAAAGCACUAUCUUUGGUUUUACAGGAUGAGAGGCAGCGCUCCAUUCAAGUACUUUCUCAACCACCUUACCCAGAGCAGUCUGCCAUGGUUGCAAGUAAUGUGCAGAGGUCUUAUUCUGGCUAUCGACAGAGUCAGUCUUUCAAAAAUAAGGGUACCAGACCUUUCUAUCAUUGUGAUUUUUGUGGGAUGGAUGGUCACUCUGAGUCUCGUUGUCGUAAAAAGCCAAGCAAUUCUAAUUAUCCACAAAGGCGUGAGACUAGGGAGUUUCACUCUCAGCAGUCACGAUUGCAGAAUAGACCUAUGGCUGCAGCUGUCGAUCAUGAGGCAUUACGUUCAGACUGUGACCAACCUUUCACUCAGGAACAAAUUGAACAGCUUCUUUCCCUUAUUCAACCAAAUAUCACAAAUUCUUCUAAUUCUAAUCCAUUAGUCAACAUGGCAGGACCUGUUAACGAAGAAGGUGAUUGGUUUGGCGAAGGAGCAUGAUGGUCUUUACUACCUAGACACCACCAACAACAAUUCACCAAAUAUUUCUCUUUCUGCAGCUACUUCACCCUUAGACGUUUGGCAUUGUAGGCUUGGGCAUCCUGGUUGUAGUACUUAUUCUCAAUUUUCUAAUUUGGAUAAGAAGAUUACCUUUUUCAAUAAUUGUCCUUGUAAUGU
This is a messenger RNA of Rubroshorea leprosula, 1480 nucleotides long. The record is from the annotation of a GenBank genome assembly. NCBI's taxonomy places the organism in Eukaryota, Viridiplantae, Streptophyta, Magnoliopsida, Malvales, Dipterocarpaceae.